CGCGAGUUUGCUGCAGGCGACGGCGCCGGUGGCGCUGGCGCGGCUGCGGGCCGUGGGGCUGCAGUUCAGCAGACCUGGAGAUUAUUUGGCGGAGAUGUUGAAGAGUGAGAAGCAAAUGGGGCGCGUGCGUGCGCAGCUGGAGGCUGAGCAGCAGCAGCAGCAGCAGCAGCAGCAGCAGCAGAACCGCAGCUUCAACCGCAAGUUCAACCGCCUCAGCGGCCACCAAAUCGUGCAGCAGCAAGAAGCAGCGCGCAGACGCAAUCUGCAGCUCAAGGCCAUUCAGGAGUGGCGCAGCAGCAGGCAGAAAGCCCGCAGCAGCGGGGCCCCGCAGCAGGAAGCAGAAGAGGCCUUUGACCAGUGGCUCUUGGGUCUGCAGCAGCAGCAGCAAGGGGGCCCCCAGGCCCUGCCCAACCACGGACGCAACUUCAAGCAGCUGCAGCGCCCGGGGGGCCCCCCGAGGACCCCCAGCAGCAGCAGCAGCAAAGGCAGCCGCAGCAGGAGAAAGGGCAAACCCACCAAGCGGGGCCCCCGCUCAGCAGGGGGAGCCAAGAAAGGCCCCCGCAAGAAGAAGAGGCUUGCUUAG
Messenger RNA from Eimeria tenella, 583 nucleotides. RefSeq lists its product as uncharacterized. Gene Ontology annotation, biological process: rRNA processing; ribosomal large subunit biogenesis. The record is from RefSeq and is a predicted model, not a curated record. The transcript has a single exon. Lineage: Eukaryota; Apicomplexa; Conoidasida; Eucoccidiorida; Eimeriidae. Gene Ontology annotation, cellular component: nuclear periphery; nucleolus; preribosome, large subunit precursor. The annotation marks the transcript as partial.